Messenger RNA from Cucurbitaria berberidis CBS 394.84, 1024 nucleotides. RefSeq lists its product as uncharacterized. NCBI's taxonomy places the organism in Eukaryota, Fungi, Ascomycota, Dothideomycetes, Pleosporales, Cucurbitariaceae. The transcript has 2 exons. Bases 80 to 742 code for a protein of 220 amino acids. The record is from RefSeq and is a predicted model, not a curated record.
UGCGUUUUCAAGUACCCAUAUCUACUACCAUUCAUUUUUCUAGUUGAUACAUUAUCGAGUCAACAACCAGUCCUGUAAUAUGAACAUGGCUCACGAGCGUUCUCUCCGCGUGCUCAUGCUCAUCGGUGCCGCUGUUGCGACUCCGUUCCUCAUUCCUACCACUAUCAUCUCCCUGAAUUCGGAAAGCAGAUACUACUAUGAUCAUCGCACAGUAACGACUUUCUGCUUCGCAUACUUUCCUCUCGCACUGACGGCUCUGGCAUCUACACUAAGUCUCCUGCACUACCGGAAGUAUGGGCGUUCACCUGGGCAUCGAUUUGCUCACUUCGACGCUUUUGCAAGUGCCCUGUACCUUGGUGUACUUGGGCCUAUAUGGGGCAUUGAAGUGGACCGUAUAAGCGACGGAGGAUAUGGUUUGUUGGUGGGCUAUCUAACAGCCCCUAUGAUUCUCAACAUGAUCAUUCAUUUCUACUGCUUCGUCUACAACGCACGAUCAGCAUGGGUGGCGUUCUCAAAUAGGAAAACGCACGAGUGCCCGAACUGUCACCAGAACUUCGUCUCUGGCCCCCCUCAGGUCCGACAGACAGCCCAAGACCCUUCGGAAUAUAGCUUGUUGCGUGGAGAGACCUAUCUUGAUGAGAAUGCUGUUCCCUACAGUAAUGCGAGGUCGUCAGACGAUCAGAUUCGCCCGGAGAGUGACGAAAAGGGAGAGAGCAAGGGCAAGGCAGCCCUCGACGUCUAGAUGGUGACAUAGCCUGACAGGGGUGGGGAGCACCCUUCCCCAAUCAUUCACGGGAAACGAGGGGUCUGAGAGUGGUGGCAAUAUGUAGCAUGUUAGCAGGCGAUGGGAAGAUUGUAUCAAGAAUGCAUAAGGACGGAAUUCGGGAUCAUAUGUGUUUAUGGGAUUGUUGGGCUAUUCGGGAAGCGUCUGUUGGAGGUAUGAUAUUCAAGCAAGAUCGACAAUUGUAGGACGAUGCUGGGCCAGGCCCUUCUUUUGUAUCACUUUAUAGCAUCAAGUCUAUCA